AGAGCCACAGUCCGUGUUGGUCGGAGCUGAGUACACUGCAUUUAGCGGCCUUAAACUGAGAAAAUAAUAGCUUUAAGUCAACUAGAGUACGCUUCAAACCCCCUUUAACAGCUCAUUUAAGUUCACUAAUCAGAGCUGUAAGAAGCUUGUUUGACUUUCAGAGAGAUUAAGAAUAGACAUUAGAAAGACAGAGGAGGGCGUGACAGGGAGCCAGCCGAGCAGGCAAGCUGCUGCUGCAAGGGGAGGAAGAGCAGGCGAUGCAUCAGCCAAAGCCAGAGGUCAAGAAAAAACGCGACAGAAUAGUGAAAAGGUAGACUGACAGAGAGGUGGUCGUUUGUGACCUAAACCAGAAAAACAGACACCAGCCUCUCUUCGUUGUGUGGGCCACCGAGCAGGGAUGUGAAGGAGAGCAGCAGGGAGGAAGGAAGGCGACUGCAACCACGACAAGAAAAUGCUCUCAGAGAUGAUGUGCAGAAGGAGCUGUCAGCAGCAGCAGGAUGGGAAAGAGGCUCCACAGAGGGACCCUUCCAUUCGUAGGAAACACGGCUGGUCCAAGAGCUGCAAGGGGCGCCUGCAGGGCCGGAGGACAGGGCAGGGAGGGUGGCCUAAAGGGCGCAAUCACCACCAGCACCCUCAACGUCACCCUCCUCAUCGUUACCCUCAGCCACAACACUUCCAGAGGCCGGUGAUGUCACUCCGGCCCGUUAACGUCAAAGGAAACCGAGCGAGGGGGAUGCGGGCCCCCAAGAACACCAACCAGUUUCUAAUGCACGAGAAGUACCAGAUGCUGCAUAUGCGCUCCGACUCAGUGGGGAGCGACAGCAGCAGCUGCUCCGACAGCGACUUGGAGCUCACAGACAUGGACUCAUACCUGGGCGUCCUGGAGAAUGCAAGAGGAGCCCUAUUGGACAGUCCCAACCCACACGGCUCAACAGCGCCACCCGGUCAGAUUGUGGUACUGCACGACAGUCUGCAUCUGCAGGAUCACAGUCUGCGUCUGCAGGAGGACAGCAUGCAGUAUUUCCCCUCUGAAGAUGACCUGAUUCAGAGCCAGAAUUUCAUGCAGAGGGACUUUGUUGAGUUCUGUGACAUCCUGACACCCUGAAGGCAAACUUUUUGUUCCCAGCACUGUGAAACUCAAACCUCAGACUGAACGGGGUCAGGUUUGUUCUGCUUCAUGUUCACAGGGAAU
Molecule: messenger RNA, 1192 nt
Organism: Etheostoma cragini (Arkansas darter)
Lineage: Eukaryota; Metazoa; Chordata; Actinopteri; Perciformes; Percidae
Exons: 1
Coding region: 452-1105 (217 amino acids)
Source: RefSeq, a predicted model, not a curated record